UAAUUGUGCCAGUUCGAUAGAAUACUUUGAAAAUGAAGUGUUUAUAGACCUCCACAUUUGAAAAUUUUAUGAAAACUAUUUUACAAAAAUAUAAAUAAAAUUAUGAUACUGAAAAAUCGAAAAACAUAAAUAAAUUAACUAAUUAUUUACUUUGUUGUGUUUACACUCAUUGAUGAAACAUAUUUUAUAUAAUGUAGUUUAUUAUGUUACUUUAUACACAUAGAUUCCUAUCGCAAUUAACAACAAUAAAUAAAAAAUGUAGUAAUUUUAGUUUUCGAUUCUUUAGUAAUAUUCGGAAUGUUGCAGUAGUAGCACAUGUUGACCAUGGGAAAACUACCCUUGUGGACCAAUUUUUGAAGUAUACAGGAGGGAAAUUAUCACAUACGAGAAUAAUGGACAGUCAUGAAUUGGAAAGAGAACGCGGUAUUACAAUUUUAUCCAAAGUUACUAGAAUAAACUUGAAUAACUAUACCCUGAAUAUAAUAGAUACACCCGGCCAUUCUGAUUUUGGCGGUGAAGUGGAACGGAUUUUAAACAUAGUAGAUUGCGUAUGCUUGCUGGUAGAUGUAGUAGAAGGACCUAAAGCUCAGACCAGUUUUGUUUUGAGAAAGGCUCUAGAGAACCAAUCAAUGAGGGCAUUGGUACUUAUAAAUAAAUGUGAUAGAGAAUGCCAUAAGACUCAAAAUGAAAUUGAAAAUGAAUUAUUUGAUUUAUUUUUGGAUUGCAAUGCAAAUGAUGAGCAGCUGGAGUUUCCAAUUUUAUACGUUUCUGCCAAGGAUUCUGUAGUCUCAAAAAGUUAUCCACUUUCUCAAAGUCAAAACUAUGAUAUUUCACACAUUUUGAAAACAAUAAUUGAAUAUUCUCCAGAACCUAAGGUUUCCACCAAUACUGACUUGACAUUCCAAGUUAGCCUAAUUGACAUUGAAGAAGGAUCAUAUUUGGUAACUGGUAAGGUAUAUAGUGGGACUGUUUCUCCUGGAUCCAUGCUUUAUGUUCGAGAUUACCUGGGAAAUAAAAAGGGUACAACCUAUGUAAAGGAUGUUUUCGUCUUCGUUAACGGCAAAAGAGUAAAGAUGACUGAUCCAAUAUUCCCUGGAGAUAUUGUAACAAUUCAGUGUUAUAAAGGAAUAACUCCUCAAGUAAAUGAUACUGUUAGCACUUCAAUAGAUUUCGAGCCUAUCCCUCCAGUUAAGGUCUCAGACCCAGUGAUUUCGGUUCUUAUUUCUGCAAACUCAAGUCCAUUUUCUGGAAGAGAUGGCAAAUUUAAAACCACAUCAGAUAUAGGCAAGAGGUUGAAAAGAGAGGCUCUGACAAACCUUUCCUUGCAAAUACAGGAGAGUGAAGACAAGAAUUCAUUCCUUGUUAAGGGUCGGGGUGAGUUACAGAUAGGGAUACUUUUGGAGAACAUGAGAAGGGAAGGAUAUGAAAUGACCGUAUCUCCUCUUUCAGCAAUUACAUUUGAGCAUGAAGGAAAUAUUGUAGAGGCUUUGCAAAGGAUGAUAGCCUAUGUUCCAUCAGAGUUUUCAGCCAAGGUGGUUGAUAAUGUAAACUCAAGAAACAUGGAAAUUACUAAAUACACAGAGCUGGAAGGAAGUGAAAAAUAUACAAAACUUGAGUUUGAAGGGAGUACCAGUCAGAUGAUGGGAUUAAUGCCAGUACUAAGGGACGUAACUAGGGGGAGAGGAGAAUUCAAUGUAACAAUGAUUGGGUAUUCAAAAGCUGGAAGUAAAAUAUAUAACGCUAGAACUACAGGAUCACUAAUAUCAUGUAACGCAGGAACCACCACAGCAUUUGCCCUAGACCCAGUCAUGUCAAAGGGCACCCUGUUUGUUUCAGAAGGGACACAUGUGUACCAAGGCAUGGUGAUAGGAGAGUCUUAUACUGACAAAGAUUUACUGCUUAACGUUACCAGGGUCAAACCAGUAACUGGAAUGAGAAAUAAAUCACACGAACAAAGUAUUAAGAUAGUAACUAGGCCACUUAAUGUGGAGCAAGCCCUUGCAUUCAUUAACUCAACUGAGCAACUGGAGUUGACGCCGAAGCGCAUAUCAAUUCGUAAAAAAAUUUUGAAUCAAUCCUGUUGAAAAUAUUUAUAUUUACCUAUUGUAAAACAAUAUUAGGACCUCAGUUAUCCGACCUUCGCGGAUGGGGUGCUAAAUUCUUUUUUAAACAUUAUAUUUAUUAUCCUUUU
Molecule: messenger RNA, 2191 nt
Organism: Theileria parva strain Muguga
Lineage: Eukaryota; Apicomplexa; Aconoidasida; Piroplasmida; Theileriidae
Gene: typA
Product: Elongation factor Tu GTP binding domain protein
Exons: 4
Coding region: 204-2084 (626 amino acids)
Cellular component (GO): ribonucleoprotein complex; cytosol
Molecular function (GO): GTP binding; GTPase activity
Source: RefSeq, a predicted model, not a curated record